Molecule: messenger RNA, 2430 nt
Organism: Brassica oleracea var. oleracea
Lineage: Eukaryota; Viridiplantae; Streptophyta; Magnoliopsida; Brassicales; Brassicaceae
Exons: 2
Coding region: 1-2430 (809 amino acids)
Molecular function (GO): zinc ion binding; nucleic acid binding
Source: RefSeq, a predicted model, not a curated record
AUGCAUACCUCGAUUCAGCAGUCUCAUGAGUCAUUUCAACUGACUUUACAAGAAGUUUUGACAACAAUAGGUCAACACCAGCAACCACAUCAACAACAACGCCAACACCAACGACGCGACGAGCAUGUUAUUGAAGACGAUGAGGAUAUGGUCGACGAGAAUCCGUUUGCUCCUCUUCAAGCACAAGUCAAUCGGCCUCGUAACUGGGAUCGUGGUCCAAUGGUCGAAGACCGACGUUGGGAAAACGGAUUCAAAUCAGACUUACCAGAGUUUACAGGGAGUAUCCGUGGAGAAGAACUGGUUGACUGGCUUGUCACAGUUGAAGAAAUCAUUGAAUUUAAACAGCUAGUGUCACGCUUUAUCGGCGGUUUACGGCCCCAACUUCAGAAUGCAUUGGAACAAAUUGAUCCCAACACAGUUGCAGAAGCCCAUCGUCGUGCGGCAUCGUUUGAAAGGCAAAGUAGAUCAUCAUCUACUAACUGGAACUCUUCUGCCAGAUUCCGUAAUACGACAUCUCAAGACCAAACAACGGGUCAAGGAUUGAACAAUACAAAUCCAGAAACAACGCGCGUCCCAGCUUCAAAUCGUGCAGCAACAUCAACUGAAGAACAAACACUCCGCCGCUCUUCGCGACCGAACGUAUUACGUUGUUUUACAUGUGGAGAACUAGGUCAUAUACAAACAGCUUGUCCAAACAAAUUGAAACGUGGUCUUUUAAUUGAAGAAAUUGAUCCCACCUAUGAUGACUAUCAUGAUGAUAAUGGAGACGAGUUGGGAGAAGACGCUGAACUCGAAGGUGACUCGGGUCCGCUAUUAGUAGCACGACGGAUCUGUUUAGCACCUCAAGUUUUAGAAGAACCAUGGCUGCGUACAAACAUUUUGCAGUCUACUUGUACGGUUAAAGGGAAAGUUUACAGCUUCAUUAUUGAUUCAGGAAGUUGCCACAAUAUAGUCUCUGAUUACGCAGUUCGCAAAUUGAGCCUUGAGAAGGAAGCUCAUCCUCACCCAUAUAAGCUAACAUGGUUGAAAGCAGGGACAGAGGUACGAGUUACCCAUCGAUCAUUGGUGUCAUUCUCGAUUGGAGCAAUUUACAAAGACAAAAUUUAUUGUGACGUUGUUCCGAUGGACGUCGGUCACUUGAUUUUUGGGAGACCUUGGCAGUAUGAUCGUGAGACAACCCAUGACGGGAAACGUAACUGCUACUGUUUUGUCUUUGAUAAUCGUACAAUCACACUCUUACCAAAGGAACCCUCUCUUCCAUCACCAGCGAAUCAAGCUACUUGUCCAGCACCUACUCAGCCGGUUGAGUCUUGUUCAAAACCUGCUUUGAUCUGUUCGGUUAGUGCAUUUGAGGAAGAGCUACGACAGACUGGUUUCGCUUUGGCUUUACUGUCCGUUUCAGACAGAGCUGUGAGUUCUCAGUCACAUAACAUGGAUUUUAGUCCACUCCUUGAAGAAUAUACAGAUGUGUUUCCAGACGACUUGCCAAAGAAGCUACCUCCGUUAAGAGAUAUUCAACAUCAUAUUGACUUGGUGCCAGGAGCUUCACUGCCUAAUAGACCGCAUUAUCAGAUGAGUCCACAAGAACAUGACGAGUUACGCCGACAAGUCGAAAGCUUAUUGUCGAAAGGACAUAUCUGCAAAGUCUCAGCCCAUGUGCGUAUGUGUGUUGAUAGUCGUGCUAUCAAUAAGAUAACAGUGCGUUAUCGUUUCCCUAUUCCACGCCUCGAUGACCUAUUAGAUCAAAUUGGCACCGCUACAAUCUUCUCCAAAAUUGAUCUAAAGAGCGGUUAUCACCAGAUUAGAGUUCGUCCUGGAGAUGAAUGGAAAACAACUUUCAAAACUCGGGAAGGUUUGUUUGAGUGGCUUGUUAUGCCCUUUGGAUUAUCUAAUGCACCAAGCACUUUUAUGCGAGUAAUGAAUCAAGCUCUUCGUCCUUUCAUUGGAAAAUUCGUGGUGGUCUAUUUUGAUGAUAUUCUUAUAUUUAGUUCUUCCUUGGCCGACCAUCUUGUCCAUAUUCGUGAAGUCUUGAGUGUUCUACGGAAGGAAAGACUUUUUGCCGCCAAACAAAAGUGUCAAUUUGGUACAGACCAUGUCUUGUUCUUAGGAUAUAUGAUAUCCAAAGAUGGUUUAUCAGUGGAUAUUUCAAAAGUCGAAUCCAUCAAGUCAUGGCCAGUUCCACGGACAAUCUCAGAUGUUCGUAGUUUUCAUGGUUUGGCGUCAUUUUACAGACGGUUUGUUGCAAAUUUCAGUAGUAUUACGGCUCCAAUAACUGACUGCAUGCGUGAAGGGAAGUUUGAAUGGACGACUGCUGCGAAUCAGGCUUUUGAGAUCAUCAAGACAAAGUUAACAACAGCGCUGGUACUCGUCUUACCCGAUUUCUCUCUAACCUUUGAACUCCAUUGCGAUGCAUCAAAGUUGGGGAUAUGA